Molecule: messenger RNA, 1587 nt
Organism: Penicillium samsonianum
Lineage: Eukaryota; Fungi; Ascomycota; Eurotiomycetes; Eurotiales; Aspergillaceae
Product: cytochrome P450
Exons: 7
Coding region: 1-1587 (528 amino acids)
Molecular function (GO): heme binding; oxidoreductase activity, acting on paired donors, with incorporation or reduction of molecular oxygen; monooxygenase activity
Source: RefSeq, a predicted model, not a curated record
AUGGCAUCGAUUGGACAGUUGGCGGUUUUAGGGUUCACUUUGGGUCUGAUUGCGAUUCUGCGAACGGCCUUCGCAGAAAGGAAGAGAGUCAAUCUGCCCCCAGGGCCAAAGGGCAAAUUUCUUAUCGGCAAUUUAUUCGAUCUUCCACCGCCAGGAGCACAGGAAUGGCAACAUUGGUUGAAGCACAAAGACCUCUACGGUCCCCUCAGUUCUAUCACAGUCCUAGGCAAAACGAUUAUCAUAAUAAAUGACAGAGGCUUGGCUUUUCAAAUCCUGGAAAAGAACUCCGCGAAACAUUCUUCUCGGCCGCGCCUCGUCUUCGCUGAUGAAUUAUCUGGAUGGGGCAUGUUGCCCUCAAGCCAAGACAACACACCGCUCCUUCGAGCGUAUCGUCGCGCAAUCACAAGAAUCAUCGGCACACGAGAAUCCGCGUCCAAGUUCAAUAACCUUCUUGAAUUAGAAGCACGAAGAUUUGCAUGCCGUGUUUUGCGUGCGCCUGAGAAAUUCAUCGAUCACAACCGGACUGCUGCUGGUGCUUUUAUUUUGAACAUCACAUACGGCUAUAAUAUCGAACCUCAUGGUGACGACCCGCUAGUGCUUCUAGCUGAUCAUGCAUUGAAGCAAUUCUCGGAUGCUGUUGUCCCGGGAAAUUGGCUUGUCGAUUUGAUUCCAGCGUUGAAAUAUGUACCAGCUUGGAUGCCGGGGGCUAAUUUUCAAAGAGUCGCCCGAGAUCACUUCCGAACUCUCACAAGACUUGUAGAGAGCCCGGUUGCCUUUACAAAAUAUCAAAUUGAUAAGGACGAAGAUCGUCAGUCUUUUGUAUCUACGCUUCUCAAACAAGGAGAAGAUGAAGAAAUUGUCAAGUGGUCAGCAUUGGCAAUGUAUGGGGGUGGAGCUGAUACGACUGUUGCGAUCCUGGAAGGAUUCUUUCUGGCAAUGAUGCUGUUCCCAGAUGUUCAAUGCAAGGCCCAAGCCGAGAUGGACAUUUUAUUCGGCAUGCCUACUUUGCCAACAGCGGCCGACCGAGAGAAGUUACCCUAUGUGAAUGCACUCGUGAAGGAAGCCAUCAGAUGGCACAGUGUUGCGCCUUUAGGUAUUCCUCACAGAACGGACGAAGAUGAUAUCAUAAAUGGUUUUUUGAUUCCAAAGAACGCCAUUAUUCUCCCGAAUAUCUGGGGGUUUAAUAAUGAUCCCGCGAUCUACCCUAGCCCGCGAGAAUUCCAACCGGAGCGUUUCCUUUCUUCUGACCCUGCUGUUGACCCGGGAGAUGCGGCCUUUGGCUUUGGUCGCCGAGUAUGCCCCGGGCGCUUGAUUGCUGAAACUUCUAUUUUCCUGAUGAUUGCUCAUACACUCGCCAUAUUCGACAUUAGAAGGCUUGUUGGAAAAGAUGGCAAGGAAGUCGACCCGAUUGUUGAGUUUUCACCUGGAAUUUUGAGUCACCUUGCUCCGUACAAAGCUGCUUUUGUUCCGAGAAGUAAGGAGCACGAACAACUCGUCGUUGAUUUUGAGAAAAGCCAUCCCUUCGAAAAAGGGGAUUCCGAGAUCUUGGAGAAUGUGGUACAACACGCCAAAUGGAGGAAUAUUUGA